AUGCCCAUGAUUUGGGCUCUUCAAAAUGAUCCAGUAUUUGAUCUGCUACCAAUCUCCAUCAAAGAACACGCUAAAACCCAGCAGGAGAAAUUUCUUCGCGACUACAGAACUGUCCAAGAGUUUCUUUCUGAUGUUGGUCUGGACUCUGCAAACCCUGUUUCCCAAGAUGAUUUUUUAUGGGCUUGGGUUUGCUGCAAUUCCAGAUGUUUAUACAUGGAGCUACCAGAAAUAUUGGAAAAAAAGCUGGAAGACAAUCUUACAAUGGUCCCUUUUGUUGACUUCAUUAACCACGCACCUGAAGAUCAUUGCUUUGUUAGUAUUUCUCCGACUAAAGGAUUUCAAGUGACGUCUGGGCCUCGUCCAUAUAGUGGUGGAGACCAAAUCUUUUUCAGCUACGGAGCGCACAGUGACGAGUUUCUUCUCUGCGAGUAUGGAUUUAUGCUACCAUCUCGUUGUAAUCCAUGGAACAGCGUUGAUAUAACACCCUACGUUUUGGCCUUGCUCAGAGCAGAACAAUCGGAAUUUCUUAAAGAACACAACUACUACGGUGAGUACACUGUAAUGUCGGAUCAGAUAUCAUUCCGGACUGAGAUCGCUCUGGCAACGCUACAGGUAAAAGAUCUUAGCAAAAUACUUGCAAUUAUUAGUGGCAUGAGCGAGGGUGGUGCCUAUAAAAAGAAUACCGACUUACUAAUUAAAAAGAUCCUGAACAAAAUAUUGACGACCUCGAAAGAAAGAGUGGGAAAACUACGCCAAUGUUCCGAAAGCUACAACAGAUCAUCGCUGGCUAUUCAAGCACAUCAUAAUAUCAAUAUAAUUUGCGACGACUAUAUACAUCAUUAA
Molecule: messenger RNA, 843 nt
Organism: Ogataea angusta
Lineage: Eukaryota; Fungi; Ascomycota; Pichiomycetes; Pichiales; Pichiaceae
Exons: 1
Coding region: 1-843 (280 amino acids)
Biological process (GO): peptidyl-lysine monomethylation; peptidyl-lysine trimethylation
Molecular function (GO): protein-lysine N-methyltransferase activity
Source: RefSeq, a predicted model, not a curated record